AUGCCACAAUAUCUAUUGAAGAGGCAUCUUCGACAUUUGAAGUCCAUCUCUGUCAACAAUAUAUCGUUAAUUGAUGAGUCUAAAAAAAUUGGCUCAAGGGUAGGCUUUAUUCCAUGCUUUAUUGUAUUGGAGGACACUAGAUCAAGAAAGCCAUUCUAUGUCAGUGAAUUGGAGACUGGAUCAUUGUCGUCCUUGCAUUUCACAGAAUUAGUCAUACCUAAAGAAUUUGAGUUGUGCACGCUGUUUGAAAUAAAGAUAGCUGCGAAGAUUCCGAGCUUCUUACUGAGGCAUGAUGAGGAUGAGCUAUGGUGUUUUGUUGCAAUGCACACUGUGAACUUGGAUGAGUUAACUUACAUUGGUAAUCAAAGAGAUGAUCACAUUACCAUGGAACAGAAUUUGCCUAUGAUAGAAAUGAUAGAUGGAUGGUACGCCCUCCCUAAUAAGAAUAUUCGUUAUACUGGUUUACAAAUAAGCCCCGUUGCUAAUAUGAACAAUAAAAAUCGUAAGAGAAUGUGUCCAUUUAAUUCUCUAGUUAAAUUGUCAAAACUCACUCAGUAUACUGGCGAUAUGGUGGAGGAAAAGCAGAUUUCCACAAACAAGAUAGAGAGGCUGAUUAAAUCAACACAUAAUAUAGGCACUGGAAUACUAGAUACAUAUCAGGAAAACAUAAAAAUGAUUGAAAGUAGAUGUGAGAUAAAGAGACAAAAGUUAAAGAGGCUAAAGGAUCAACUUUCUGAAUUGGAUGAUGGGAAUGAACUAAAUGAUGUUGACAGCAAUAUUGAAACAUACAGGGAUGAAUAUGCUAAUAUUUACUCAAAGCUAUCAAACGCCAAAGAGGCGAUUGAGAAAUUACAGAAAAAAAAAUUGAUUCAAUUAAUAAAUGUAUUCAAGAAUACUUUCUUAUUUGAUAAAGACGUGGGCUUAAUAUCGUUUCAGUUUGAUGAUGACGAGAUCGAAGUUGAAGAGUUUUGCAAGAAUCUUGAAAGAGUUUCUAUCGAGCAAAUUUACGACAGAUAUAAUGAGUAUCCAAAAUCUGUGAAAAUCAUAAAUGCAAUGCUGGGAUUUUAUUCAUUAUUUAUCGUAAUAUAUUCAUACAGAAUAAUACAGAGAAAACUUCCUUUCGAUAUUGUAUUUCAAGGUAGUGAAACUAUCGUGGGUCGUAAGUAUCGUUUGAGUUUCCCAGAAUCUCGAUCAACUAAAUCCAAGGAAGAAUUCCAUAUUGCCUUAAGAGCGUUUAAUGAAAAUAUCAUGCAGUUUACACAGUAUCUAGGUCAUAUUACUCAGUCCUUUACUAUCUGA
Nakaseomyces glabratus is the source of this 1299-nucleotide messenger RNA. It is a transcript of the gene VPS38, whose product is annotated as Vps38p. Gene Ontology annotation, cellular component: phosphatidylinositol 3-kinase complex, class III, type II. The record is from RefSeq and is a predicted model, not a curated record. NCBI's taxonomy places the organism in Eukaryota, Fungi, Ascomycota, Saccharomycetes, Saccharomycetales, Saccharomycetaceae.